GGCUUCCUGUCCCCCACUCAGCUAUCGCUGCCUGAGGGGGUUUCGGCGGAGGGUCGCGCCGGGGAGCGGAACCGAGGGGCCCGGGCCGGGGUGGGCAUGAGGAGCCUGGCCGCUUCCCGCACAGUACCAGGCAUCUGCCACUGUUGGAAGACUGGACACUGGACCCAUUGGUCUGACCCAAUGGUCAGAGCCUUCUUAUGUCAUUUAAUCUCUCUUUCACCAUAAAUUAAUUUGUUAAUAUUUUGGACAAGAACAACAACAAUGAUGUCAAAACAAGCCUUCCUCUGCAGUUUGGGCUCUCUCUAUUUGUCCCUCCUGUUUGUGUUCCUGCUGAUGGAUGUCUAUGCCAGGCCUGCAAAUAAUUCUGUCUUAAAAGAGAAAGCGGUUGACAGCAAAGAUGAUAAUGAGAUCCUGCCCCCAGACCACCUGAAUGGGGUCAAAAUGGAGAUGGAUGGACAUCUUAACAAGGAGUUUCAUCAAGAGGUUUUUCUAGGAAAGGAGAUGGAAGAGUUUGAUGAAGAUUCUGAACCAAGAAGGAACAGAAGGAAGCUUAUGGCCAUAUUUUCAAAGGUAGAUAUUAAUAGGGACAAAAAAAUAAGCGCUAAAGAGAUGCAGCGUUGGAUCAUGGAGAAGACAGAAGAGCAUUUCCAGGAAGCUGUGGAAGAGAACAAAAUGCAUUUCCGAGCUGUGGACCCUGAUGGUGAUGGCCAUGUGUCUUGGGACGAGUAUAAAAUAAAGUUUUUGGCAAGCAAGGGCUUUAAUGAAAAAGAGAUUGCAGAGAAGAUGAAAAACAAUGAAGAGCUAAAAAUUGAUGAAGAAACACAGGAAGUUUUAGAUAACCUGAAAGACCGUUGGUACCAAGCUGACAAUCCACCUGCUGACCUGUUACUGAAUGAGGAAGAGUUCUUGUCUUUUCUUCAUCCGGAGCAUAGUAGGGGGAUGCUGAAGUUUAUGGUCAAAGAAAUCAUCCGUGAUCUAGAUCAAGAUGGAGAUAAGAAACUCACCCUUUCAGAGUUCAUUUCCUUGCCUGUUGGUACAGUAGAGAACCAGCAAGCUCAGGAUAUUGAUGAUGAUUGGGUGAAAGAUAGAAAGAAGGAAUUUGAGGAAGUGAUUGAUGCCAACCACGAUGGCAUUGUCACCAUGGAAGAGCUGGAGAAAUACAUGGAUCCUAUGAAUGAGUACAAUGCCUUAAAUGAAGCCAAGCAGAUGAUAGCUGUGGCAGAUGAGAAUCAGAACCAUCACUUGGAGCUGGAGGAGAUCCUGAAAUACAGCGAAUACUUCACUGGCAGCAAGCUUAUGGACUACGCACGUAAUGUUCAUGAGGAGUUCUGAUCAUGCUCAUCUCUGCAGAGCUCUGAAGCACCUUCUUGCUUUCCAAAAACAAAAAGAAAGUUACCUUGCUGCUAUAUGUGUUGUGUGUGUAUGAUGUGUUGUCCUAGACUUAAAAAAAAAACCCCGUCCAUAUAAAAGAACUGCAGUUCUCCUUUAACCUUCAGUAUAAAGAAGGAAAGGGCUGUAAGUAACAAGGCAAGAUCUGGACUAACCAGUUCAUACUACCUUGUGCAGUUAUUAUAGCUGAAAAUUCAGCUUAGGCCUUGUGAAGGCAUCUUUAAAUAUCUAACUUCUCUUGCCUACGAAGCUGCUGAUCUAUGAAAAUCAUCAUUAACAUUGGAGGAUCUUAGUUUUUUUUAAAGGGGAUCGUUUCAGAUAUUUCUUUUCUGACAGCAUUCUAGGAGAAUCCAGCAAGGAAUUAGUUGGCUUAAAAGCUGCAUUGGUUUUGCUCAGCACAGGAUCCUUUAUAUUUAGGGGUGUGGAUAUGUACUUUUCAGCUCAUGAACGUCAGCUGUAAAUUGCAUCAGAGGUGCACGCUGUCUUAAUGCAGGUGGGCUGAUUAGGUUGUGUUUUCAGCUGCCUUUAAUAUAUAUUCACCUCACUCACUUCUAAAUGUACUAGAGCAGCCACUAGCCGGGUGAAGAAAAGAAAAAUUUGAACACUCUUAAAAUAUUCACUCUAAGUGAAAGGCUCCAUCAGUUGAACUCUGACUGCUGAGGAGCUUAUUGAUAUUCACCAUUGCUUUUGGCUGGACAGGCAUGGCUUUCGUUGCAUUCCAUUAUACGAAUGAGAAGCCUGCUGCAUCUGAGUCAAAGUUUUUGAACAGAGUAAGUAUUUUCUUUUAGCACUCUGCUGACAGGAACCAUAUGGCUGGAAAGAACAGACAGCCAUGAGAGAGGAAAUGGCAACCACGUUGAUUUAAAGGCUGUCCAACCCGAUCUGUACUUUUUUGGUUCAUCCUCCUCCUCUUCUUGCGUUUUUCACAAUACGUUUUAGUCUGGAUAUUGGGUGUGCAGUGUUGGAGACUAUUAAAUAACUGCUUUUCCAACACUGCUUUCACAAUCUGAAAAAUUACUUUCCUUUUUAAACAGGAGUGUUUGAAAUUUUACAAGUGAAAUCCUUUUUUCGAUUUAAAGCUGAAUGGAAACUGAUCUACAGUGUCACAGAAGUCCCACUCUUGUGCUGUUCUGCAGCUGUGGGAACGAGAAGCUCAUUUUAAUCACUUUCAUUUCAAAACUGUUCACAUAUCUAAAUACAGAGAGGGGAAUGUCUUAACCUGUGAAUGUUCAGGGAGCUGCAGGGAGAAAAAAUGGAUUCAGCUUUUAGAAUCAUGAACUGUGUUGCAACUAAUUAGAAUUCACUGUCUGUCUGGUUAAAUUUGUUAAAUGAGUGGAGCUAUUUGGUUAGGUCUCACAAGCUAAUCCCUACAAGUAGGAUUGGUCUCAACCUCCACUGGUUUAAUGUAUGUCCCACUCUUCUCUAGCUGUACUGUGCUCUAGCAGAGGCAGUUCAGAACUUCUUAAGGGUCCUUGAGCUUUUUGGUUUAAUCUGUUUUGGCGGUAAUCUCUAUGGAGAAUCGUGUAACACCAGGGUCAUAGCCACUCAUGUUUAAAAUAAAAAAUGCUUCACUUUAUUCUAGCCUUACCCUUGCUGUAAAAAAAACCCAUCUUUUGGGGGAUUGCUUGAAAUUUCAAUUAAGGUGUGUUCUAUCUGAUCAAGUUUAUUCUCUUAAUAUAAUGUAAAUACAGAGAUUGCUGUUUGUUUUGAUUUAAAAUGUCCCCUUUUUUUGUUAAAUGGCUUGUAUCAAAGUAUUUUUAUAUACAUUGAUCUUUUUUGCAUUAAAUAUUUUUCUCUGUGCUUUGGAAA
Caretta caretta (loggerhead turtle) is the source of this 3198-nucleotide messenger RNA. It is a transcript of the gene SDF4, whose product is annotated as stromal cell derived factor 4. Gene Ontology annotation, cellular component: endoplasmic reticulum. The record is from RefSeq and is a predicted model, not a curated record. Lineage: Eukaryota; Metazoa; Chordata; Testudines; Cheloniidae. Gene Ontology annotation, molecular function: calcium ion binding. Gene Ontology annotation, biological process: calcium-ion regulated exocytosis.